GUGAGUCAGUCCAAGCCACUCAGCCUGUUGAGAGUCUUGUCUUUUGUAACCGGAGCACAAACCCAGGAACAAAAGUAAGAAGUGGGGCUUGGACUUGUUGGAUUCUAAUUCUAAUGGCUUUGCUGAGAGCCUGCUUUACAGAGUGAGGCAGGCAUCUGACUUCCUAAAUCAAGGGGCUUCGUUUACGUAACAAGUGAAUGUUCCUUUUUUUUUUUCUUAAACUUCUGAAAGAGGAAAUUGGAGGGUUGCUGCCAAGAAGCUUGUGUCACCUACCUCCUCUGUACAGGGAGUGCGGAUAUCAUAGGGACAGCCGAUCACUGCAGAAACCCCUCCAGCCAUAGGACCUUCCAAGUCCAUGAGGACAGUCAAAACCACCUGGAAGAGGGCUGACCCGCCGGGAGAUGUGCGGUUGCUCGGCCAGGACCACAGCCCAGGCGGGGGGCUGGCGGGACGCAGCCCGGGGUGUGAGUGAUGGGCGGCCGCACAGGAUGCUUUUCUGCACAAGGACUCAGAAGCAUGCCAGAGUCGGCAGGAGCCCUGAUGCCCCGGAACUCAGCAACAGUUGGUCAUGUUCAGAGCUGGACCUGAACGAGAUUCGCCUGAUCGUUUACCAGGACUGUGAAAGGAGGGGCAGACAAGUCUUGUUUGAUUCUAAGGCUGUUCACAAGAUGCAGGAGGCGGCGGCUCAGAGAACGGAGGACCUCCCUGCAAAAGUGCCGGCCAAAAGCUGCUCAGGAGGUGGCCCUGCUGCUCACGGCCCUUCAGGGGGAUCUUUACCACAUGCCAAGGAGCAGCUUCCCAAGUACCAGUACACGCGGCCCGCCUCUGACGUCAGCAUGCUCGGGGAGAUGAUGUUCGGCUCGGUGGCCAUGAGCUACCAAGGCUCCACCCUGAAGAUUCACUACAUACGUUCUCCUCCGCAGCUGAUGGUUAGUAAAGUCUUCUCCGCCAGGAUGGGCAGUUUCUGUGGGAGUACAAACAACUUGCAAGACAGCUUCGAAUACAUCAACCAAGAUCCUAACCUGGGGAAACUGAACACAAAUCAGAAUAACCUGGGUCCAUGUCGGACCGGAAGUAACCUAGGUGCGCUGCAGGGAUGCGGCGGCAAGCUGCCCCCAGGGGCGGCCGAGGGAGGACCUCUCCGGCUCAGCCGCAGCGCCUCUUUCUUUGCAGCACACAGCACCCCGGUUGACAUGCCGAGCAGAGGACAGAAUGAAGACAGGGACAGCGGCAUCGCCCGGUCAGCCUCCCUGAGCAGCCUUCUGAUCACACCGUUCCCAUCUCCAAGCUCCUCCACCUCCUCGUCCAGCAGCUACCAGCGCCGCUGGCUUCGGAGCCAGACCACAAGCUUGGAAAACGGCAUCAUCCCCAGGAGGUCAAUGGAUGAAACAUUCAGCCUGGCCGAAGAAACCUGCAGUUCCAACCCAGCCAUAGUCCGGAGGAAGAAGAUUGCCAUAAGCAUCAUCUUUUCACUGUGCGAGAAGGAAGAGGCACAGAGGAAUUUCCAGGACUUCUUUUUUUCUCAUUUCCCCCUGUUUGAAUCUCACAUGAACAGGCUGAAGAGUGCCAUUGAAAAGGCCAUGAUUUCCUGCAGGAAGAUAGCAGAGUCGAGUCUCCGUGUCCAGUUCUAUGUCAGCCGUCUGAUGGAAGCUCUGGGGGAGUUCAGAGGGACGAUCUGGAGCCUGUACUCCGUGCCCAGGAUCGCCGAGCCCGUAUGGCUGGCCAUGAUGUCCAGCACUUUGGAGAGGACCCAGCUGUGCCAGCGCUUCCUCAAGGAGUUUACACUCCUGAUAGAGCAGAUCAACAAGAACCAGUUUUUUGCUGCCCUGCUGACUGCAGUCCUAACCUACCACCUGGCCUGGGUACCCACCGUCAUGCCUGUUGACCACCCACCCAUCAAAGCCUUUUCUGAGAAACGCACCUCUCAGCUAGUCAACAUGCUCGCCAAGACACACCCAUACAAUCCUCUCUGGGCGCAGCUGGGCGACCUUUACGGAGCUAUCGGCUCUCCGGUGCGGCUGACGCGCACGGUGGUGCUGGGGAAGCAGAAGGAUUUGGUGCAGCGGAUACUGUACGUGCUGACCUACUUCGUGCGGUGCUCAGAGUUGCAGGAGAACCAGCUGAUGUGGAGUGGGGGCCCCGCGCAAGGCGAGCAGAUGCUGCACGGGAGCAGCAUCACCACCGCCCUGGAGAGGGGCGAGGUGGAGGAGUCUGAGUACGUGGUGGUCACGGUGAGGAGUGAGCCUGCCCUCCUGCCACCUACCCUGCCUGUGACCACAGCCGAGGGGUUGGCUGGGGUCCCAGUGGACGCUGAUCCCAGAGACCUGUGUCCCCAACUUGAUGGAGAAGGAGGCGGGGCCCUGGAGAAGAGCCUAACAGCCCACAGCGCGUGGAGACCUCAGGGCGCAUCAUGCGGGGACGAGGAGAGUAAGGAGCCCCCUCGAGGCGGCUCUGCGAGGCUCCCCAGCGGUGCAGGUGUGGGCGCGGGGCUGAAGAUGAGCCCUCCAGCCAUCGGGGCGGAGCCAGGAGGGGAGAUGCCCAAGAAGCUGCCAGACCGGUCGGCGGCCAGGCCAUGCCCUGAUGGACGUCUCCGGGACAGGCCGCCCUGGGAAAAGGUCACCUUCCACAUCGGGAGCUCUGUGUCUCCGGAGUCGGACUUUGAAAGUCGCACCAAAGCAAUGGAGGAGCGGCUACAGGCUUGCAGGUGUGCGGAGCCAGAGCCAGCACAGGGACCCCUGGCCGGGCCUGGGGUGGCUGCCGACCCAGCCCAGGAGGGCCAGGACCAGUGCUCUCCAACGUGUUCCCGGUCCCCUGGGGCGUCGGCGGGGGACAGAGAUGUCAGGACCGAGGCUGCUGCGGAGGUUGCUGGGGUGCCGGGUGCACCUGCCAGCCCUACAGGCACACUGGCACGGCCAGGGGGUUGGAGGGGCAAGGACGCAGACGUGCCUGCAGUGAGCAGGUGCACCGCUCCUGUGCCCAGUGGCGAUGCCAGCUUCAGGGUGGAAGGUGGCCUCCCCCGGAACGAGAGCUCCGACAGCGCCCUCGGAGACAGUGAUGACGACACAUGUGCAGCGGCUUCACCGGACCUGGGUCCUGGAAGUGAUCCUGAUGUGGACCAUGACCAGAGCGAAGGGUCACUGGAGGUGGAGCUGCCGCUCCCCAGGUCUCAGAGCAUCAGCAACCCCAAUGUGAGAAACUUCGGCCGCUCCCUCCUGGCGGGGUACUGCCCCACGUACAUGCCAGACUUGGUGCUUCACGGGACCAGCAGCGACGAGAAGCUGAAGCAGUGCCUAGCAGCCGACCUGGUCCACACGGUCCAGCAUCCCGUGCUGGACGAGCCCAUCGCCGAGGCUGUGUGCAUCAUUGCAGACACAGACAAGUGGAGCGUCCAGGUGGCCACGAGUCAGAGGAAGGCGGUGGAUAGCACGAAGCUCGGCCAGGACGUCCUGGUGUCAAGUCAGGUGUCCAGCUUACUGCAGUCCAUCCUGCAGCUCUACAGGCUUCACCUCCCCGCCGACUUUUGCGUCAUGCACCUGGAGGACAGACUGCAGGAGAUGUACCUGAAGAGCAAGAUGCUGUCCGAGUAUCUUCGUGGACACACGCGUGUGCACGUGAAAGAACUAAGCGUCGUGCUGGGGAUAGAGUCCAACGACCUGCCUCUGCUGACAGCCAUUGCGAGCACUCACUCUCCUUACGUCGCCCAGAUACUCUUGUAAGCUAAUUCUCAGGACAGCUCCUCCUCGAAGAAAAUCGGAUUCUCAGCCCGAGGAGGAAGGAAGGCAGCUCCCUGCAACUGCGAGGUGCCAGCAGGGUGGACAGCCGCGGUCCUGCCUGUGCUGUGCUGUGUCGGGGGCGUCGCUUCCUGGGGUGCUGGCUGGGAGCCGUAGGUUCACUGACACCAGGCGUCUGUGUUGUCCUGAGCAGGCAGGCUUCCAUCACCCUCGGGUCAGCCUGGGCGCUGAGGGCACAGCACUGACCAGGGGCCUGAGAGCGGCCCUGAGCGACACAGGCAUCAUCGCUGCUAGAGACAUCUCAGAGUGCAAGCGUGCGCUCCCCAAGCUGGAGGAGGCGAUCCUGCUGUCCUGAGAAGGCGGUCAGCACGGGAACCCUGGAUACCAGGGACCGUGGUACAGUGGAGCCUGCGUGUACUGCCUCCGCGCCAGUGGCCUUGAUGUCAUCCUCUGGCAGAGAGCAUGAGGGGACUGGCUGUGGGGAGCAGAGCUCCAGGGACCCACUGCUUCCAGCCUUCCCCAUUUCCCUUGUUUGAGAUGCAGCCACGGGUAGGUUAGGGAUGGACUGUUGGUGCAAUAAACCCGAGAAUCAAUGUAGCAUCCUCGUCCCAUCCACAUACAGUGCACAGCAGCGGAGGGCACAGCCCGACCCCACUCGCUUCAUCCUGAGGCUUCAGAGCUCUCAGCAGCCUUGUCAAAGGGGCCGUUUACCAAAGUUAUUUCUAUAAGCUUGAGAGCAUUUCUGUGGCUAAAUCCCUCCAGCUGAAGCCACCUUCUUCCUCUAACAGUUAAUACAGAUGACUAUUUAUACUUUAAAAGGCACAGCUGUCCAGGUGGGAAGUGAAAUUUGCAACAGUUCAGGAUGACUUAUGAAUCAGACCAUUUCUAAACAGUCCCAUCUAUGAGCUCAAUUUUCACUCUAUCAUCUUUGUGCCUUCCAAACCCUACAUCCUUUUCAAAACACCUUCCCAGAAAUUGACUGCCCUGUAGUAUAAAACCUGCCACAAGGCAGCAUUGCUUCUGUAUGAGCGUAGUUUGCUUUUUAAAAAUGCUGAGUUUUCUGUUAAUACGAACUUUAGUUUACUGAUUGUGAAGCAGGUGAUGUCCUGACAUGCAGGGUAAAGGAAAAGACUAGUAAAUUGGUGUAAAAGGCAGGGCUAACCUGUUAACAGCACACCUGUUAACACCGACAGACCUUGAGGACUUUAAUUAUAACCAGGCUCUAAUCUUCUUUAAAAAUUAAUCCCAGUCCUUUCCGUGUAGCUUUUGCACCUAAGAAUAUGAAGCGACUUCCCUUUCAGGAGUUAGAAUACUCUGUCUUCAGAUUUGCUAUGUGAUAAAAUCCCCAAACCCCAAGUUACAUACGUCUCUGUCUUUAUUCUUUGACAAAUGUGAGUUGUUUGUUUGAAAGAGCAGAGCAGCAGGACCAAUGGAAAAAAACAGGUGUGUUCUUUCUUAGGAGUGGUUCUUAGGGAUAGGUCAGAACUACAGCCUUCCCCUCUUUUUAAUAAAUCAUGUGUUGUUUUUUUUUUCCCCCUUGGCUGCUCCACUCAGCUUGUUGGCUGCUCCUCUUGGCUUGUAGGAUCUUAGUUCCCCAACCAGAGACUGAAUCUGGGCCCUUGGCAGUGAAAGCUCAGAGUCCCAACCACGGGACCAUCGGGGAGGUACCCCUUCCCUCUCUUUUUUAAGGAUGUGAAGCGCAGAGGGUCUCGAGACUCUAAAAAUCUUUAAUUUGUAUUUAUGUCUCUCAUCAUAAAAGUGAUGUCCAUUUUAUCUACGUUUUCUGUUUUCCUUUUGCCUGAUGUCCGAGAUGAGACGGGUAUAUUUAGAGUCCCUGGUUCCAUGACACCGUGGUGGUUGUCGUGGACCUGGCGCAUGGCCGCCCUCUCCCCAUCUGAGUCCCUUACGUGUGAUGCACCGUGCUGAGCGAGGUCACAACGUCCCCUCUGCACCAGCUUUGAGCAUCCCCCAGUCUCUUGACUCCCUUCUCACUGGCAUGUUCUGGACACUUUCCCUCCCCUGCCACCCUCCAGGGUUUACAGAUAAUAACUAGAUGCAAAAUCAGUGCAGGUAGCGGCCUGUGGAGAAUUAGACCCAGCCCAGGGAAGCUGAGCUUUAAAUGGUCAAUUUAAGCUUCAUGCAGAAAAGAUGUGCCCAGCCCCUGGCAGCCGAGAAAACGAGCUUGGCCUCUGCAUGCCCCCCUCUCCCAGAAGAAGGUGACGAGGGAGACCCCUCAGGACGCCAGGCAGCCUGCCCCUCACGGCUGCCGCCUGCACCACAGACCAGGAAUGUUGCUGCUCUUCUGUAAACCCUCCUUCUCUCAAGAACAUCCACCUGUUCUCUCAUAAACGCAACCUCUUCCCAAAAGUGGAAAAAGAAUCUCAUGGAACUGGGUGGAGACACGCCGGACACCACCCUGGGGCCAGGUUCUGUCUCAGCCACAGAGGUGAGGAAGGGACCCGCCCUCACCCAGGCCCACCUCAAGAAAAAAAACAAAAUUUUAAAAAAAUGUACAAAUAGAGAAAACUACCUCAGUUGACAGGAUUCCACCUUUAGGGUUUCUUCAACUUUGACGUCUUACCUGUUGAGUGUACCUUUUUGUAGCAUCUUGCUUGUCCAGGCGAAUGGGAGGCUGACGGAGCAGGUGUGCGCCAGCGUUGCCAUGCGGGCCUUCCUCCAGCAUGUCGAGGCUUAAUUUUUCGUAGAUUGGCGAGUGAUAUGAAUGUAAAGAUACUUGUGUACGUUUAAAUAUGACAAUGAAAACUUAAAAUGUAGCUUCCAUACUUGUGCAUAAUUCCAAAGUAUUUUAUUUUUAUCAGUGUUAAAUAGCUUUUUGUACAGGCUCCAAUCCAUUUUUCUGAAGUGUGCUGUUUUUUAAUGAAAGUAACGAUAAACUUUUCACAUCCCAUGGAACUGCCGUUUACACAUCGCAACUUUUUAAACUUAUCAUAUUUUUCAAAGUUAACUUUUUUCGAGGGAGGAAAAUCCCUGCCUGCUAAACGAUACUAAACUCUUGUUUUGGCUCUUCUAAUUAGGUCCUGAGAUUUUAUAAAAUUCAGUAUGUAGCUUUUUAGGUUCCUCACUGGAGUUGGUUGUACAUAAAAAUAAAGAAUAUAAAGUGACCCUACAGUUCUUUUAAAUAUCUGGAUUUUUCCACUUACAUGUGCUUUUGAAAGUAUUUUGUUCAUGCAUACUUUCACCAAUAAAUUGAAAAAGUCUUGAGCUUCUUGGUAAAUGUGAACCAUUUGUUUUCUAUUGUGCUUUGGGGGCAGGAACCUUUUAAUAUAAUAUUUGCCUAAAUCAAGCAGCCCCCUCUGAAUGUUAAUUUUUAAAUGUCCACAUUUGGUGAACCAUAAAUCUUGGAAGCAAGACUGCAAUAUGCUUAAAUUUAAGUGGUGUUUUAAAAGGAGAAAAUUCCAGGGUUGAUUUGUUAUUAUUGAAGUUCCAUUACAAAUUGAUAGGACUUUGUUUUUGAUCAGUGAAAUAGAUAUCAGUAUCAAUGUAUGGAAGUCUUUUUUCUUAAAACUUGUUCACAUAUUACUUUGAUCCAUUUUUCUGUGGCAUCUGGUGCAAUAAACCUUUUGAAUUUAUCUUGAA
This is a messenger RNA of Capra hircus (goat), 7328 nucleotides long. It is a transcript of the gene FNIP2, whose product is annotated as folliculin interacting protein 2. Bases 402 to 3716 code for a protein of 1104 amino acids. Gene Ontology annotation, molecular function: ATPase inhibitor activity; protein-folding chaperone binding. The record is from RefSeq and is a predicted model, not a curated record. Gene Ontology annotation, cellular component: cytoplasm. The transcript is spliced from 18 exons. NCBI's taxonomy places the organism in Eukaryota, Metazoa, Chordata, Mammalia, Artiodactyla, Bovidae.